UUGUGGUAAAGCUAGGAGCAACUUGCAAACAUAUAUACAUACACAAAUAUUUGAUCUCCUUUGUUUGUUUUGUGAGAACACCUAUUUUGCGCUUUUCCCUACUGGGUUAAUCGUUAAUUAGUUGUUGUUUAUGCAGUUAUGAGAAAAUUAUCUAAACUGGCUUCAGUCUAUGCAUUCUGUGUUAGCUCUAAUUUCCUAUAGCCUCAACGUUUUUCAGUGUCAAGGUGUAAGUGCUUGAAUACUAAAGCAAAGUAAAGGUGUUCGUUGUAAAUGAUAAUAAAAAACUAAAAGAAUAUAAAAAGCAAACAAAAAAUUAACCUCACUCAUUCAAAGUGUCAGUGUGCUAUUAAAAAUUUACUGAAACAGUCGCUGCUGCUAGUAGACUCCUUUCCUCAAACGUGGUCAGUGUCAAAUGCAGCUGCGCGAAUCUUAUGCCAGCUGUUGCUCUGCCAUGGUCAGUCAGAGGUCAACAACUACAACUGCUACUACAGUUGCAGAAUUACAGCUUACAGCGCGGGAAAUUGCAAAAGAAACAAAGCCAAAGAGAGCCUCAACGAGUUGGUUGUAUAGAGUGCACACUUUGCGAAGGCGUUCACCCAGAGCCACAAAUCCCUCUACAUUAGCAACGGUUAAUGAUGUGAAAAGCAAUUACUCAACGAAUUUGACGCAUCAAGUGCGCGCAGUGUCGAGUCCCUCGCUCACAGACGCCUUACAAGAGGAAGAAAACGAGGCUUCUACCACCACCGCUGCUCCAACUACAUUAAAGUGUUUCAGUCAGAUUUCAACUUCGUCUUAUGCAUCCAGCGAAUCUACGCCGACGAUGGUCACUGUGACAACGAAGAAUAGCAAUGUGAGUGGCAAGCCAAUGGGACUACCAAAUAGCCAGAGUGUAGGUGUAUUGCAGAAGUUCAAACGCACGCUAACCAAUUUUAAUAAGCCAUCACAACAACAACUACCACCACAUAUUGCAAACAGUAGCAGCACACAAACGCUUGUAUUGAGCAAUGCAGCAUCCGCAUCAUCCACAACAAUCGCAACCGGUGUUGGUGCUAGCGCUGGUAGCAACAACUCCAUGGCAACUGAAAAUCAUUCAGAAUCCACAUCAAAUCUUGUGCUCGACGGUGCUACGGGUAAAUACCGUUUCGGUCCACUUAUUUGGCGUUCGUCAAAGGAACGCCGCAAGACAAAGUACAAUCGGCGUGACAAGUGCAAUAGUGGUGAUUCAGGCAUACAAAUUGAGUUAGAUAAUGACGAGCAAUUCUCGCGUAUUUUAGUCACAGCAAAUGGUGGCGACAACAGUAUGCCACCAAGUACGAGUGCAGCGGCAGCAAGGCAACGCCAUGCUAAUGAGAAGGUCCCAUUAAAAAUGCAUUCAGUGCGUCGCGCCAACUCGGCUAAAGCCACAAGCAUCACAGAUAAGUCAACCAUGGCGACACUUAGUGCCAAAGCAAAGAUACUCAAACGCAUGGAUAUUCAUGGUGGCAGCAUGGAACGCGAAGCACCCGAAUCACUACCCGCGCGUUCAUUAAGCCAACCCAAUGGCUUAGAUAUGUGCGGCAUCGGUCGAACUGGUGAUUUGGACGACAGUGACAGUGAUAGUGUAAAUUCACAUGAGGAAGCGCCAAACUACUACCCCAUUUACGCUGAAGUGUUGUAUAGCUUCACCGCCGCUGGUCAGCAAGAGCUCGGCCUCGAGCGUGGCACACUAAUCGAAAUUCUACGCAAAGAAGUCGGUCCAUGGUGGUUUGGACGCAUUCGCAAAGAAGAGAAUAAUACACUAGUCGAAGAAAUACUUGACCCUGAGCUCGGUUGGUUCCCCAAGGAGUUCGUGCGCGUCAUACAUAACCCAAAGACUGAUGUGUUUUUCCUUUCUCGAAUGGCAAAUAUCGCGACGUCUGAAGCAUUAACGCCAACAGCAAAACGUAGCAGCUUCAAAAGAGAUGCUGCUACAUCGAAAACUGCGAUACACUCUAGUACAACCACAAUGCCGUCAUUGAUGACAGCAAUGACUGCCUCCGAAGCAGAAUCAACGGUUGCUUGUGACUUGGAUGCCACCAUAGUUGAUGAGAAUAAUGUGACAACAAUUGUAAUUGAAUCGCCCUCGUAUGCCAGUCUCCCGAAUGCGUCUUCGAAUUCCGGUGGUGGUGGUGGUGGUGGCGUGUGUGGGGAUUCGUCAAACGCUUUGACACCAUCACGCAGCAUUAAUGUGAUACUCGAUAGUGCGGAUAUGUUGCGACGCAGUGCGGUCAAAGAGUUGCUUGACACUGAGGUUAACUAUGUGAAACUUUUGGCCGCCAUAUGUGAGGGCUAUUUGCCGGCAAUGAGUAAGCGUAUUGACAUCUUCUCGCCGAAUAGUAUUCGUUUGAUUUUCUCAAAUAUAACUGCGAUUUAUAAAUUUCAACGCAAAUUUUUGGAGGCCUUACGCAAGGGCAUCGAGCAGAAUCAAGUUGCCAAAGUUUUUUUGAAAAUGCAUAAGGGAUUCCUCUGCUACUCAACCUAUUGCAAUGCAUAUCCACGCGCACUAAUCGAAUUGGAGACAUAUGAUCGUAUCAAAGAUGCCAGAAUUAUUUUAGACAAUUGCCGCGAAUCGGAGAAUCUCGCUGAGCUCCCACUGUCGGCACAUCUGUUGGCGCCUGUGCAACGCAUCUGUCGCUAUCCACUGCAUCUUAGCGAAAUACUUAAAGGAGUUGGCAAAUGUGGCGAAGCGCCGGAAUAUGAAUUAGCACAGUAUGAGCAACUUGAUGUAAGCCAAAUGGACAUACCUGAUACCCACGAAAAAAUCGAUUUAGCAUUAGAGGCAAUGCGCAGCAUAACAGAAGCGGUAAAUGAAGGUAAACGUCACAGUGAGACAAUUGCACGUCAUCAAGCGAGUUUCCAGAACUUCAAAGGGCCGCCACUCCAUCUUCAUAGCACACGCUUCUUCUUGCAAAUUGACGCCACUCGACAAAAGCAAAAUCUCUGGAACAGUAGUUGCACAUUGUUUCUAUUCGACAACCAGUUGAUCUAUUGCAAACGAGACAUCAUUAAACGCAGCCAUUUCAUUUACAAGGGACGCAUCUUUCUCGAUCGCUGUCGCGUGGUAAAUGUGCGCGAUGGCAAAAUGUUUGGACACAAUAUACGAAAUUCACUGCGCAUCUAUUGUGAAGCGCGUGACAAGUGGUUCGACUUUAGUUUCCGUUCAGCAAAUCGCAAGCAUCGCUUUCUCAGCACUCUAGCACUGGAACGACAAUUUGGCGGCAAGGCAUUUUACAUCUCGGAAAUGACCGGUUUCGAGUAUGCCUACGAUGAGCGCGACUACUCCGAUCAGUCAGACGCCGACUACGAGCUGCCCGAUUAUGAAAACAGCAACAGUAGUGGUGGCGGUGUUAGUUUUGUUGGCGCAACGCGUCACUGGUCCAUGGCUGACGUUAGCACUGCAAAUGCUGGCGUCAAUUCGGUCACCAGUGGUGGGGAUAGUUCGUUGCCCGAGUCGCCAGUAAAAUACAAAUACUGUGAUACGCUGCCGAAGAAAUCACAAACACGUGAUCCCAGCUGUAGUAGCGGAGCGGUGACUGAGUGUCAAACUGGUUCGCUAGGUCGUAGGCGUCUUGGUAAUUGGUUCCGUAAACCGAAAAGUAGUAACUCAACACCAAAUCAUUCGCCAACGCAUAAGGCCAGCGAGCUAUCGGCCGGACUGGUGGGCGGAAGUGAGAAUAAUAUAUCAAUUAAUGUGGGCGGAGCAAAUUAUAUUUCAUCAGGCUCAUCGGCGUAAGGUGGAGGGCCAAUGACUAUGAAAACUUGAGGCAUGUGUCUCUAGCACAUACAAGCGAAACAAUAUUAAGAGUUUCACAAAACUUUUAAAAAUGAAUCUCCAUAAAAAUACUUCAAAAGAUAUGACAUUGUUUUGCAGUUAUACGAAAAUGGGCAUAUACGCCUUCAAAGUCAAUGGCUAACUUGAAGAAUAUACUUGCAUACAUAUAAAGAAUACGAAAUACACUGAAAAGAUAUAUGAGCAAAAAUUUUAAACGACUGAGUGAUUUGUUCUCUAUGAGUCAAUUAUAAAUGCGAAUGCAGGUGAUUAUGUCUUUUUUAUAUUAUUACGUCUGCAUUCUUUUAUCCUACACGCGAAACAGAAAUUCUCAAUGUUCAAGAGAUUAUGUAAUAGUAUAAGAACUUUCGGUGUUAAACCCCAACUUAUUCCAUUAUGUGGUCGUGAUUUUUAAUAAUUUUAAAAAUAAAGGAAGAAAUUAUUCAUUGCAAUGUAACAUGAAGACAUACUUCUACCAAGUAAAUAGUCAGUUGAUGUAAUAGUCUUUAAAAAAAUAAAUAUUACAAUAGUAAGAAAUGUAGGUUUCCUUUUAUGGUGAUUAUAUGAAAAUGGGCGUAUAAAUAUACGAGCACACUUUGCAUCUUCUGUAGAGUAAAUUUAACCCAUUUUCAAGUAUCCUACCUUCAAACUGACUUCUUUUACUUUCACCUUUCCAACGAAAAAACAAAAAAAUGAGCGAAAAAACAAUAAACAAUUAAUGUUAACGUCAGAAAAGCAAUUGUGUAACGAAAAAUUAUAUUAUUUACAUACAUACGAUACAUAUAUGAAUAUAGAUAAGUGCACCUACAUAUAUGCUAUAAAUGCACGCAUACAUACAAUAAAUAUUAUAUAUACUAUAGUAUGUAUGAGCAAGUGAAGUAAAGGUUAAAAUAUAACAACAACACAACAUCACGCACGAUGCCAGAGCGAAUUGUAAUAACUUUGAUUUAGGGUUUGUUAUUAAAAGUGUUUGAUUAAAGUUGAUUGAAUUUAAAACCGAACAUGCAUGCAUACAUACAUACAUAUAUAAUAUGUUGGUAUUUUAUAAAUACAUUUAUAUUUUAUAAAUUGAUUUAUGAAAUAUUGUUAACAAAAUCAAAUAUGUUUACAAAUGUGAAGCGUUGUUUGUAUAUUUACUUAUGUGUAAGUUAUACAUACGUGCAUAUGUAAUAAUUAUUGUAAAAACAGAAAACAAAAAAGGGGAAACAAAAUAUUAAUUAGAAAAUCUGUACUCGAACCGAUUUCGAAAACUGUAUAACUACAACUGUAAAAUAAUAAGUAACAUAUUAAAUCACUUAUUUAUUUAUUAUUUUACGUAACCAAUUUAAUUUAACAUUUCGCUGAUCUAUUUUGUUUAAUAUUUA
Anastrepha obliqua is the source of this 5151-nucleotide messenger RNA. RefSeq lists its product as uncharacterized. The transcript has 10 exons. Gene Ontology annotation, cellular component: cytoplasm. The record is from RefSeq and is a predicted model, not a curated record. NCBI's taxonomy places the organism in Eukaryota, Metazoa, Arthropoda, Insecta, Diptera, Tephritidae. Gene Ontology annotation, molecular function: guanyl-nucleotide exchange factor activity; protein binding. Bases 413 to 3751 code for a protein of 1112 amino acids.